This is a messenger RNA of Panicum virgatum (switchgrass), 1354 nucleotides long. RefSeq names its product peroxidase P7-like. Gene Ontology annotation, biological process: response to oxidative stress; hydrogen peroxide catabolic process. The transcript has a single exon. Gene Ontology annotation, molecular function: heme binding; peroxidase activity. Lineage: Eukaryota; Viridiplantae; Streptophyta; Magnoliopsida; Poales; Poaceae. Bases 132 to 1103 code for a protein of 323 amino acids. The record is from RefSeq and is a predicted model, not a curated record.
GCCGCCACUUCACUACUUCAGUUCAAGUGUUCAACUCACCCCCUCGCGUUCUCGGUCGCUGCCAUCACCAUCCAUCACCCCAAGCAAGAACAAGAAGCUCGCUCCCCGCUCAAGUGCUCGCCGCCUCGGCCAUGGCCGCCGCCGCCACUGUGACCGCUCCGUCCAGGGCUCUUCUCUUGAUGGUGUCCCUCGCACUCCUGACCGCGGCCGGCGCGACCGCCGCGCUGUCGACCAAGUACUACAACAAGCGGUGCCCGGCGCUGCAGCCGGCCGUGCGGUCCGCGGUGGCGCGCGCCGUGGCGGCCGACCCGGGCGCGGGCGCGGCCUUGCUCCGCCUCUUCUUCCACGACUGCUUCGUCAACGGCUGCGACGCCUCCGUGCUCCUCGACGGCGACGGCGGCGAGAAGGGCGCCGGGCCCAACGCCGGCUCCCUGCGCGGGUACGAGGUGGUCGACGCCGCCAAGGCCGCGGCCGAGGCUGCCUGCCCGGGCGCCGCCUCGUGCGCGGACGUGCUCGCGCUCGCCGCCCGCGACGCCGUGUCGCUCCUGGGGGGCCCCUCGUGGAGCGUGCGCCUCGGCCGCCUGGACGCGCGCGCCGCCAGCCGCGACGCCGCGGACGCGAGCCUCCCGGGGCCCGGGUCCGGCCUCCCCUCCCUCGUCGCCGCGUUCCGGGCCAAGGGCCUGUCGGCGCGCGACAUGACGGCGCUGUCGGGCGCGCACACCGUCGGCCGGGCCCGGUGCGCCACGUUCCGCGCCCGCGCCGGCGCCGGCGCCGCGCCCGGCGAGGCGAUCAACGCGACCUUCGCCGCGCAGCUCCGCGGGGCGUGCGGCGCGGACGGCGCCGCGGUGGCGCCGCUGGACGCGGUGACCCCCGACGCGUUCGACAACGGCUACUUCCGGGCCCUGGUGGAGCGGCGCGGCCUGCUGCACUCGGACCAGGAGCUCUUCAGCGGCGGGUCGCAGGACGCGCUGGUGCGGAGGUACGCCCGCGACGGCGCCGCGUUCGCCGCCGACUUCGCCAGGGCCAUGGUGCGGAUGGGCAACCUCGCGCCGGCGCCCGGGACGCCGCUCGAGGUCAGGGUCAACUGCCGGAGGCCCAACUAGGCUUCUGCAUUGCAGCAUUAGCUGGUAGAUAAACAGAGAUACACAGUAGUACAAGAUGUGAGUGAAGAUGAGGAUGGUUGUGCAGGAACAUGGUAGGAUUUUUGUAGCUUGAUUCGUUAGUUGAAUUCGUCUGUUCAUAUACCCCAAAGAAACAAUCCGAGAUGAAUGUGGUUAGAUUGUGCGUGCUUGUGUGUGCAAAACCUGUUCAUCGCGAUGGUCGUCUUAAAUUAGUAAGCUGCGGUGUUAAUCGA